AUGGAGAAAAAGAAUACUCCCUCCCAACGAAAUCCCACGGCACGUUCAGCAAAAGAUGCCGGUGGUCUCAACCCGGACGAAAUAUCGCGAGUCGACGCAUCGUAUGAUCAUGCAAUCGGCACUGUCAGUGAUUUGGAGAAACACAAGAUAGUCGAAGGAGAAGCAAAAUUCCGCCGCCUUGGAUGGAAGCGGAUGGCCGUGAUCCUCCUUGUCGAGGCCAUAGGAUUGGGGACAUUCAGCCUUCCCAGUGCAUUUGCAACGCUUGGCCUCGUUGCGGGCAUUAUCUGCUGCGUUGGCCUUGGAUUUGUGGUCAUCUAUACAGGGUAUCUCGUCGGAAUGGUCAAGGUCCGUUAUCCGGAAAUCCAUCAUUAUGGAGAUAUCGGCGGCCUGGUCAUGGGGCGACCUGGACAAGAGCUGGUGGGCAUCUUGUACGUGCUUCAGCUAAUUUUAAUGACGGCAUCAUUUUGCCUCACGGGUACGAUUGCAUUCAAUACCCUCUCCGAGGAAGGUGCCUGCGGCCUAGUUUUCGGCGUCGUCUCAGCUAUUCUCUUGUUUCUCUUUGCAAUUGCACCAUCCUUCGCUGAAGCCGCCAUCUUAGGCUACAUCGACCUCGCCUCUGUGACUAUAACUAUUGGCAUUGUUAUCAUAGGAUCCGGAAUUGAAGCAUCAAACUCCCCUGGCGGAGUCACUGGACAGAAUUGGUCCGCAUGGCCAGCUCAAGGCGCCACAUUCAAGGAUGGAAUGGUCGCGAUAUGCAAUAUCAUGUUCGCCUACAGUUUCAGCAUGUUUAUCACACCUUUCAUGUCUGAGAUGCACACGCCGGAGGACUUUAUGAAGUCUGUCUGGACCUUGGGAAUCAUUGAAAUGGUCGUUUAUACCCUCAUCGGCUCACUUAUCUUCGUUUUCGUCGGCGCCGAUGUCCAGAGUCCUUCCCUACUAUCCCUCACUGGAGUGCUUCCCAAGGUGGCGUUCGGUGUCGCUCUACCGCUGAUCUUUAUCUCCGGAGCCAUUGGCAAUACCGUCACUGCGCGAUAUGUUCAUCUCCGCAUGUACAAAGAUUCUAUUGUUCGCUUCAUCAAUACGCCAAAGGGAUGGAUUACAUGGAUUAUCACUCUCGCCAUCAUCACCAUCGUUGCCUGGAUCUUAGCGGAAGCUAUUCCCUUCUUUGACGACCUUCUGGCACUGAGCUCUGCUCUUCUCAUCUCCGGAUUUGUCCUUUACUUUCCACCCGUCAUGUGGUUCAAACUUCUUCGCGAGGGCAAAUGGUAUGCUCCGCACAACUUGCUCAAUACGGUUUCCUGCAUCUUGGUAUUUCUAAUGGGUAUGUUGGUUCUCGGUGGAGGAACGUACGCCAGUGUUCAGGAUAUCAGACAUCAUUAUGACAUUGGUGCUGUCCGGACCCCCUUCUCAUGUUAA
This is a messenger RNA of Aspergillus affinis, 1416 nucleotides long. RefSeq lists its product as uncharacterized. Gene Ontology annotation, cellular component: vacuolar membrane. The transcript is spliced from 2 exons. The record is from RefSeq and is a predicted model, not a curated record. Gene Ontology annotation, biological process: amino acid transmembrane transport. NCBI's taxonomy places the organism in Eukaryota, Fungi, Ascomycota, Eurotiomycetes, Eurotiales, Aspergillaceae. Gene Ontology annotation, molecular function: amino acid transmembrane transporter activity. The coding region runs from base 1 to 1416 and encodes 471 amino acids.